This is a messenger RNA of Triticum dicoccoides, 2767 nucleotides long. RefSeq names its product probable L-type lectin-domain containing receptor kinase S.5. The transcript is spliced from 2 exons. Gene Ontology annotation, biological process: protein phosphorylation. Gene Ontology annotation, molecular function: carbohydrate binding; ATP binding; protein kinase activity. The record is from RefSeq and is a predicted model, not a curated record. NCBI's taxonomy places the organism in Eukaryota, Viridiplantae, Streptophyta, Magnoliopsida, Poales, Poaceae. Bases 53 to 2308 code for a protein of 751 amino acids.
AGUUUAUAUACGAAAGUAAAGCGGGGGAAAGGAGCAUAAGUCCGCGACGACGAUGGUCGACCUUCUUCCCUGGCACCGGCGGGAGCUGAAGCAUGUAGUAAGUCUGUCGCCGUUGCCAGAAGGUCUGUUGCGAUGCAUCCUUGUAUCGGUGAUAGUCUUGCGCCCCUGUACCGCAAAAUCGUUUUUCGAUUGUGGGCCCUCCUACAUCCCUUACUCCCGCGAGCAGGACCAUGGCGUUUGCAUCUUCCAGCUCCAGAACGAUGAGCUGGAGAGCUCCUGGGACGCAGGCAUCAUAGACGGAGCCCUCCACCUCACCACCGACGACGUCUACCAGCCGCCGGUAUAUUACCCUCCUGACCCCACGAGGCGGGCGGGAUGUGCCAUCCUCCGGGAGGAAGUCGAUCUAUGGCGGCCGGCCCGUGCAGCAUACCCAUACGGCGUUCACUCGCAGUGGGCUUGGCGGCGGUCGAACUACGACGGGCCAAAGCUUGAGGCAUCCUUCAACGCGACAUUCACCAUGAGCGCCAACACAUCACGCCAAGGCGACGGCGGCCUUAUGUUCGGGAUACUGCCUUCCCCUCUGGAUGGCUUCCACAGAGCCACCUACGCAUCCUUGGCUAGCUCUACUACCACAUUCCCCGACGGCCACCGCGUCGCCAUCGAGGUCAGUAAAGCAAAGUACUACUAUUCUCAAGGUACUACCGGCAUGUACGUUUCCAUCGAGCCGGAGCCGAAUGCGACGUCCAUGGCGAACUACACCGUCUGGAUCGAGUACAACGCCGCCGCUCACAACCUAUCUGUGUAUGUGGUCGAGGGUGCCAAGCCCAAACCUGGGGAAGCCGCGCUCCACAUGCCGCUCAACGUCACCGACGUCGUCAGCCUGUCCGUGUUCAGGGGCGACCUUAGGGGUUCCGGUUACUUCGGUUUAUUCGCCUCAAAGAGCAGGUUCUUGCCCACUUGUCAGGCGGUGGUCUAUAGCUGGAACAUCACCAUGGAGAAGCUCCCGGAACCCAUGCCCCCUGAACCGAACCAUGGUCGUGAACUGCAAAGAGAAUUCUUCGCCAUACUGCUGACGGUGGUGCUUCCUAUAGCCGUUAUCACGGCCAUCAUUUUCGUGGCGGCCUGCUACUUCUUGUCGAGGUACAGGGCUCUCAGGACGAGGCUCAAGCUCUCAGAGGUGCUGAGACAGCUCCCCGGGGUGCCCAGGGAGUUCAAGCACGCCACCAUCAGGAAGGCGACCCACAACUUCCAUGAGAUGAUGAAGCUGGGGAGAGGCGGCUUCGGCGCCGUGUACAAGGGAACGCUCCGGUCAGGGAAGCGCGGCGAGGAGCGCCUUGACGUGGCCGUGAAGAAGUUCACACGGAAAGACGACCGUGGCUACGAGGACUUCCUCGCUGAGGUCGACAUCAUCCACCGGCUCCGCCACAAGAACAUUGCCCCUCUUCUUGGUUGGUCUUACGAGAAUGGAGAGCUGCUGCUGAUCUACGAGUACAUGCCCAAUGGCAGCGUAGACAAGCACCUGUUCCACGAAAGGCAGCAGCACCGUGGCCACCAACAGCCAGUUCUGCCCUGGGAGAGACGCUACGACAUUGUGAAGGACGUCGCCGCCGGUUUGCACUACGUCCACCACGAGUACGAGCGCACGGUGCUCCACCGCGACAUCAAGGCCAGCAACAUCAUGCUCGACUCCGCCUUCCGCGGCCGCCUCGGCGACUUUGGCCUCGCGCGAGUCGUCGCCUUCGACAAGAACUCCUUCACCGACAUCGGCGUCGCGGGCACCUGGGGCUUCAUCGCGCCGGAGUACCCCGUCAGCCACAAGGCCACCCGGCAGACCGACGUCUACGCGUUCGGGGUGCUGGUCCUCGAGGUCGUCACCGGCAGGAGGUCGCUCGGCAAAGCGGACGACGAGUUCCCGCUGCUCGUCGACUGGGUCUGGUGGCUCCAUCAGGAGGGGAGGCUGCUCGAAGCGGUUGACGCCGAGCUACGCUCUUCGGAGGCGGGGUUCGACGCCGACGAUGCCGCCCGGCUGCUGCUCCUUGGUCUGUCAUGCAGCAACCCGAACCCAUCGGACCGGCCGACCCUGGCCAACGUGCUGCAGGUUGUCGCCAGGACGGCACCGCUGCCGGACGUGCCGCUGGUGAAGCCCGCGUUCGUGUGGCCGCCGGAGGGGGCGUUACUGGACGACGACGUGGAUGAUGGUUUUGCGGGGACGAGCCGUGAUGAUUCUCGUUACUGGGAGGAGGAGGAGACCAUGCCGAGCUUCAUGUCGUCAGACAGAGAUCACCAAGCGCAGGGCUCGGAAUGUUGACGAGCACAAGGACGCGGGGGAGAUAGAGAGUUACGUGUAAUCCAAUCUGUAGAUGCCUAUUAUUAUAGUAGCCAUCAGCCAUUGAUCUAUGAAAUCAAGGCCACUUUGUCCUAGUCGAUGAAGUUCCGGUGUAGAUUCCUGCCAUCUCCUUUGGGGUCGCGAGGUUACGGGUUUCUCGUCCUGCGGGACUGUGAGGUUAGAUGUCAGUUGAUUCAUCUAUUCAAGGGUUCAACAGGGACGACGACGACGGCUUCAAGGCCUUGCUCCUUUAGGGGCGCGUGCAUGAAGACUUUCCCAUGUCAUCGACAAAGUCGAGCAGACUCCGAUAGGGGAGCCGCGACAGCGACGCUUCGGCUGUUCGUUCUAUCAACAGUAGUGGCCGUUUGGUGUGCUAGAAGUUUCAACGUAGUAUUUAUUGUGUUUGAGGUGCUUUGUACUUGUGGUGAACUUUGGACAUAA